Parasteatoda tepidariorum (common house spider) is the source of this 933-nucleotide messenger RNA. RefSeq lists its product as uncharacterized. The record is from RefSeq and is a predicted model, not a curated record. Gene Ontology annotation, cellular component: cytoplasm. Gene Ontology annotation, molecular function: oxidoreductase activity, acting on the CH-OH group of donors, NAD or NADP as acceptor. Lineage: Eukaryota; Metazoa; Arthropoda; Arachnida; Araneae; Theridiidae.
UCAUCAAGAUAACGAUAACCACCGUAAGGCCUUAGAAGCCCAGUUCCACUACAAUGAACGAACAAACGAUAACCGAGCCACUUUUAGAAGUUUAACUAAGUUGCAAGCGAAAGAUCUUUCUGAAAGCACAUUAUACAUUUCAUUAUGUCCAUGAAAGGAAAAGUAGCUCUUGUGACGGGUGGAGCACGAGGAAUUGGAAGGGCUUAUACUACUGCACUGCUCAACAAUGGAGUAAAAGUUUGCAUUUGUGACGUUAAUGAAAUUACGGCAUCAGAAUUUAUUGGAAGUCUCCCAGACAAUCUAAAAAAGAAUGCAUUUUUCCAAAAAUGUGAUGUGACAGACCACAGGAAUUUCAAAGAUGCCUUUGAUAAAACUAUUGAAGUGUUUGGAAAAAUUGACAUUGUUGUUAAUAAUGCUGGAGUACAGGAUGAGCAUAACUGGAAGAAAACCAUUGAAGUUAACUUGAUGGCAGUUAUUCAAGGUGUCAAACUUGCUUUCCAGUAUAUGGGAGUGGACAAUGGUGGAAAAGGUGGCUCUGUGGUUAACACAGCGUCCGUUGCAGGUUUGGUGGAAGUUCCAAUUUCUCCUGUAUACUGUGCUACUAAACAUGCCGUUGUUGGGUUGACUAAAAGCUACGGAGCAGAAUACCACCUAAAGAAAAGUGGGAUAAAAGUGAAUGCCAUUUGUCCAGGUGCUGUAAAUACAUAUCUUUAUCAAACUUUUGCUCCUAGUUGUCUAGAUGAAGAAGAGGGGAAAAAAUUUGCCGAAGCAUUCCCAUUAGUUCCUUUUGAAGAUCUGGGAAAGGGCUUGAUUCAAAUAUUAGAAGAUGGUAAAAAUGGAUCUUUACUGGUAGUAGAUGAUAAAGGACCACAUUAUGUAUAAAAUACUUUCAUAUCAUCACUAAAAAAAUAAAGAUUUAACGUAGAAACUUUU